AUGGGGAAGGGGGGCGAGAAAUGGGGGGAAUUAAGAGAUGUCCAGCCCUACGUCCUGCAAGAGCCCCCCGUGAGGGCGCACAUCUGCCCCCACAACUGGAUCCACUUCAGGGGCCACUGCUACGGGUACUUCACCCAGAGGAAAACCCAGGCCGAGGCGCAGGAGGAAUGCAGCCGCUAUGGCCCCACGGGGACUCUGGCGUCCAUCCACACCGAGGGGAGCAGCGUCGUCCUGGGCGAGUACGUGGCCUCCCAGCAGGAUAGAGACAACGUCUGGAUUGGCCUGAAGGACGAGGAGCACACCGGGACAUGGAGGUGGUCGGAUAGCUCCGUCCUGGACUACCUGCACUGGGAUUGGGGUCAACCCGUCCAAUGGAGGAACUGGUACUGUGUGGUCCUCGGGCAGAACUCAGCUUUCCAGUAUUGGCGCAACUACUCCUGCCAGGAGCAGUUCCCCUUCCUCUGCCAGUACCAGGUGUGAGGGGGGGCUGCCCCUCACCUCUCUGCUCCCAUGGGGUCACCCCCCCACAUCGCACCCCCAAUCCUUUCCACCGACCAUGCACCCGCUGGCAAUAAA
Messenger RNA from Cuculus canorus (common cuckoo), 576 nucleotides. RefSeq names its product C-type Lectin CRL-like. The record is from RefSeq and is a predicted model, not a curated record. NCBI's taxonomy places the organism in Eukaryota, Metazoa, Chordata, Aves, Cuculiformes, Cuculidae. The transcript has 5 exons. Gene Ontology annotation, molecular function: signaling receptor activity. Bases 1 to 480 code for a protein of 159 amino acids.